CAGGCCCCCAAAACGGGGGGGAGCUGCCAGGGAAGGACUGAUUUCCAUUUCAAACUGCAUUCUGGUACUUUGUACUCCAGCACCAUUGGCCGAUCAAUAUUUAAUGCUUGGAGAUUCUGACUCUGCGGGAGUCAUGUCAGGGGACCUUGGGAGCCAAUCUGCUUGAGCUUCUGAGUGAUAAUUAUUCAUGGGCUCCUGCCUCUUGCUCUUUCUCUCGCACGGUCCCACUCUGCAGACUCAGUGCCUUAUUCAGUCUUCUCUCUCGCUCUCUCCGCUGCUGUAGCUGGACCCUUCGCCUUCGCCACCGCUCAGCAUCUGCACAUCCCUACAAUGGCUAAAACAGCAAUGGCCUACAAGGAAAAAAUGAAGGAGCUGUCCAUGCUGUCACUGAUCUGCUCUUGUUUUUACCCGGAACCUCGCAACAUCAACAUCUAUACUUAUGAUGAUAUGGAAGUGAAGCAAAUCAACAAACGUGCUUCUGGCCAGGCUUUUGAGCUGAUCCUGAAGCCACCAUCUCCCAUCUCAGAAGCCCCACGAACUUUAGCUUCUCCGAAGAAGAAAGACCUGUCUCUGGAGGAGAUCCAGAAAAAACUGGAGGCUGCAGAAGAAAGAAGAAAGUCUCAGGAGGCCCAGGUGCUGAAACAAUUGGCAGAGAAGAGGGAACAUGAGCGAGAAGUCCUUCAGAAGGCUUUGGAGGAGAACAACAACUUCAGCAAAAUGGCGGAGGAAAAGCUGAUCCUGAAAAUGGAACAAAUUAAAGAAAACCGUGAGGCUAAUCUAGCUGCUAUUAUUGAACGUCUGCAGGAAAAGGAGAGGCAUGCUGCCGAGGUGCGCAGGAACAAGGAGCUCCAGGUUGAACUUUCCGGCUGAAGCGAUGGAGGGUAUGGCACGCCCCACCAUUAGUAAAUCCCCCUGCCUAUAUUAUAAUGGAUCAUGCGAUAUCAGUAUGGGAAAUGUAUGACAUGGUUUAAAAAGAACUCAUUAUAAAAAACAAAAAACAGAAUCAAAAAUUAAAAAAAAAAUUCAAUGCGGUCUCUUUGCAGAAUGUUUUGCUUGAUGUUUAAAAAAUACCUUGGAUCUUAUUUUGUAAAUACUUACAUUUUUGUUAAAAAAUACAAGUAUUGCAUUAUGCAAGUUAUUUCAUAAUCUUACAUGUCCUGUAACAGGCUUUUGAUGUUGUGUCUUUCCACUCAAAUGAAUUUGCUAGGUCUGUUCUUUUUGAAGCCCUCAUGUUGAACUCCAUUCCCUGCCCUUUUCAUUCCAACAGAAAAAUGAGGUCAGUAGACAGUCCAUGGUGCUAGAAACCCACCAUUGCCUAAUGACCUAGACGGCUUUGUAAUCUCUGAACUUGACUAAGACCAUACCUAGGUUACAGGUAUUAUGAUUCCACGCAAACCUCCACAUUUGUUCACUCAUAAUCUACUAACUGCCUAGAAACUACAAAACCAGGCUGAGAAAAAAAAAAAAAAAACACCAUUCAUAGCAUUUACUUCUGCUUCUACUGGAUUAUGUGCUACAAAUGUGCUUUGGCUUUAGAAAGGGAUGGAUGAGAAGACAGAUCUGAGAUCAGUCUGGGUAGAAGCAAAAAGUUGAACCUCUUAAAACUGCUGAACACAGAUCCAAAUCCAAAUGGUUCAAGCAGCCAUGAAAUCGCUCUUCAUGAAGUGGGCUUAAUUCUCUAGUUUAAGUUCUUUUGAUGGAAUGAAUUACUUAAUGUGUCAGGUGGCUUAUUUGUGGAUGCCAUGAUUGAUGAUGUUCAUUUUAAGCUCUUACCUAUAGUACAAGUACAUGAUGCUACUGAGUAUUUUUCCACUUGGAAACUGUGAGCUGGUUGUUGCAUUAAAACACACACAUGAACAAGAUCAAAAACACUGCGGACUUUCACUCAAGCUGGUCUUUCUUCCCCAGUGUGAGGCAAUCCUGCCUAUUAAAAUAAAAAGAAACUUACUCCAUCUGUGAGGGCUGAUACAGCUAAGGGGGCUAGGCAGGGCAUUUGUGCCAACUAAGAAUCACCGGACACCCACCAUAAGUACCUAUCGCAGUUUUGAAGUCGUUUCUCCCCCAAAUCCCAACUCCUGAAGGUUGCUGCCUGCCUAUUUACUCUUCAUUAGUGCUAUUUUCCUGUAUGUCGUUGUGAGCAAGCUGUGAUUAAUAAAGAAUUGGAGUUCUGUGAACUAACAAAGGUUCGGUCUGGUCUCUUGCCCCUUCACGUAUCUGACCCUGGAGUUCAGAUUUUGAAAGGGUGGCCAUCGGAUUAGACAAUCCCCUAGGCAGCGAGACAAUAAUUAGAGUUUGAAGGAAACCUGUGCCCUGCUGACUCACUUCCGUCCUAGGGCAGCUGGCAGCCUCUCUUUUCUCUUUCACUCUGACAGGCCGGCACAGCAGGCGAGGUCUUCAAUCUGUUCCCCUUCAAAAAAAACAUUCAGGACUGAAGGAGAUAACCAUAGGUUUAG
Messenger RNA from Neomonachus schauinslandi (Hawaiian monk seal), 2453 nucleotides. It is a transcript of the gene STMN2, whose product is annotated as stathmin 2. The record is from RefSeq and is a predicted model, not a curated record. Gene Ontology annotation, biological process: regulation of microtubule polymerization or depolymerization; microtubule depolymerization; neuron projection development. Bases 331 to 870 code for a protein of 179 amino acids. Gene Ontology annotation, cellular component: growth cone; neuron projection; cytoplasm. The transcript has 5 exons. NCBI's taxonomy places the organism in Eukaryota, Metazoa, Chordata, Mammalia, Carnivora, Phocidae. Gene Ontology annotation, molecular function: tubulin binding.